UUCCCCCAAAAACAUUCCAAAAGAAGAAAAAAAAAAAAAAAAAAAGCACGGUCUCAAAUUUUUUUUCUUCUUUUUCCAAAUUCGCGAACCGCCAUAUCUGAGAGAUCACCUUUUUUAUUUUUAUUUUUGUUCUUCUCUCUUUAUCUGGGUUUUUGAAGCCCUUUUUCCGCGUCGCAUUUCGAGAGCCAAUAGAGAGAGAGAGAGACAGUGUGGAAGUAUUUUUUUUUUUUUUUUUCCUUUUCAAUCGGCAUCCAAUAGAGUUGGGGGGUGGGUUUUCCACUGUGAUUUAGAAGGUGGGUUUUUUAUUUUUUUGGAAUGUGGUGGAGAUGAACGAGAACAAGUUCCAAAUCUUCAACUCUUUACCUGCAUAGUUGUGAAGAGGAAGCAAGCGUGCAGUUUGUUUUUUACAUAUAUAUAUAUAUUUGUGAUGGCAAAGCGCGUGUACGAAGUUUGGAAAGGAAGUAAUAAGUUCAUACUUGGUGGAAGAUUGAUAUUUGGGCCAGACGCCAGGUCACUGCUCGUUACUUUGCUGUUGAUCAUUGUUCCUGUUGUCGUCUUUUGCGUAUUUGUUGCAAGGCAUCUACGGCAUGAAUUCUCACCACAUAAUUCAGGAUUUGCAAUUCUGGUGGUAGCAAUUGUCUUUACCAUCUAUGUGUUGGUGCUUCUUUUUCUUACUUCAGCCCGGGAUCCGGGGAUCAUUCCACGAAAUUUGCACCCACCAGAGGAAGAGUUUCGUUAUGACCCUUCAGUAUCUGUUGAUGUUGGGGGAAGACAAACUCCAAGUCUUCAAUUCCCUAGAACAAAGGAAGUAAUGGUCAAUGGCCUUCCUGUGAGGGUGAAAUAUUGUGAUACAUGCAUGUUAUAUCGUCCUCCACGUUGCUCCCAUUGUUCCAUUUGCAACAAUUGUGUGGAACGUUUUGAUCAUCAUUGCCCCUGGGUGGGUCAAUGCAUUGGAUUGCGAAAUUAUCGGUACUUCUUUCUGUUUGUUUCUUCUUCAACUCUUCUUUGCAUCUAUGUGUUUUCCAUAUCGGCUUUGUACAUCAAGGUUCUGAUGGAUGAUCAUGGCACAGUCUGGAAGGCAAUGAAAGAAUCUCCUGCCUCUGUGAUUUUAAUGGCAUAUUGUUUCAUCUCUCUUUGGUUUGUUGGUGGGCUAACUGGCUUCCAUUUGUACCUCAUAGGUACAAACCAGACUACAUAUGAAAAUUUCCGGUACAGAGCUGACAACAGGAUCAAUGUCUACAACCGCGGCUGUUUGAAUAAUUUUCUUGAAGUAUUCUGCACAAAAGGAAAGCCAUCUAGGAACAACUUUCGAGCAUUUGUUCAAGAGGAGGUACAGAGGCCUCCACCAUUGCCCUCUCCACGAGAAGUGGAGCCAGAUGAUUUGGGUGGGGAUCCACGCGCAAAGGUAGAAGAUGAUUUAGAGAUUGGUGAAGAUCUGUUAAAAAUUUCUCAGCGCCGUAAUAUUGAAGAAAUUGAUGACGACAUUCGCAGUAGAGGUAGCAGUGGACCUCCCCACAAUUUUUCUGAGGGUGGUGACUCUGUUUUAGGUUCAGACCAUCGGGCUCCGACGAUACGAUCGGAUGCUCGACACUCGAGUUGGGGAAGGAGAAGCGGGAGCUGGGAAAUCGCACAAGAGGUCCUUGGUAACACAAAUGUGACCGAGAGCAGAAGUUAUGUUACUGCAAAGGAUGCCCGAUAGUGAUUGGUAGAAUGUAAAUUUGAUCUUAGCAUGGCAACCAUGGAGGGUGAUGUGUGAUUACUGGAUACUUUCCUGUUGUGGAAAGGAAAUUGCCAUUGACCAGAAGCUUACAAUUAUGCCAGUGGGGUUUAAUGUUCUCCUUUUGGGUAUAAAACAUAUAAUUUUUUUUUUAAUUUUAAUUUUUACUUUUUCACUUUUUGGUGGGAAUGCAUGCUCUUUUAUUUCCUUUUAAUGAUAGGAAUGUGUGUUUGUAAUUGUUUGGGAGGUAAGGGGAUAGCUUCUUUGCUAAUUUUUCAUUUUAUUUUAUUUUAUUUUUUCCUCUCUC
Messenger RNA from Ziziphus jujuba (common jujube), 2024 nucleotides. Its product is annotated as protein S-acyltransferase 8. The transcript is spliced from 5 exons. Bases 428 to 1699 code for a protein of 423 amino acids. Gene Ontology annotation, molecular function: protein-cysteine S-palmitoyltransferase activity. Gene Ontology annotation, cellular component: Golgi apparatus; endoplasmic reticulum. Gene Ontology annotation, biological process: peptidyl-L-cysteine S-palmitoylation; protein targeting to membrane. The record is from RefSeq and is a predicted model, not a curated record. NCBI's taxonomy places the organism in Eukaryota, Viridiplantae, Streptophyta, Magnoliopsida, Rosales, Rhamnaceae.